Messenger RNA from Talaromyces atroroseus, 1017 nucleotides. RefSeq lists its product as hypothetical. The record is from RefSeq and is a predicted model, not a curated record. Lineage: Eukaryota; Fungi; Ascomycota; Eurotiomycetes; Eurotiales; Trichocomaceae. Bases 1 to 1017 code for a protein of 338 amino acids. Gene Ontology annotation, molecular function: hydrolase activity. The transcript is spliced from 2 exons.
AUGGCCGCCACCCAGCCUCCGUACCCUCUUCACCCAUCCGUCGAAUCUCGCGUCCACCCCGAAUAUGCCGCUUUCUACAACAAAUACAUCAUCAACCAACAGCAAGUGCACCUCCAACCCGUUGCUGCCUCACGCACAUCUGGCGUUCUUAUUCCUGGAGGUGGUCCUGUGCUUCCAGUUGGGAAAACCGAAGACAUAUCGAUAAAGCGGACCGAGACCGAAGGGCCCGACGUCGUCGUGCGGGUGUUCACGCCAGAAACGCCAGCGCCAGGGGGCGGAUGGAGUGUCUUCCUAUAUGCCCAUGGAGGCGGUUGGGUGCUGGGGAAUAUCAACACUGAGAACACCGUUUGCACGAAUGUGUGCAAGAGAGCUGGUGUGGUGGUUGUUAGUGUUGAUUAUAGAUUGGCACCAGAAGAUCCCUUCCCAGCCGCAGUCCACGACUGCUGGGAAGCCCUACUCUGGCUCCACAGCCCUUCGACCAUCAGCCAUCUGAACAUCAACGUCAAGAAGCUGUCUGUCGGCGGGUCCUCAGCCGGCGGCAAUCUCGCAGCCAUGCUCACACACAAGUCCCUGCUCGAGAAACCCUCGCUGAUCAGCAUCUCUAAACAAGUGCUCAGCGUGCCCGUCACCGACAACACGGCUGAUCCAGCCACGAACUGGGCGUGGAAGGAAUUCGAGCAUACCCCUGCCCUGCCGGCUCUCAAGAUGAUGUGGUACCGCAACCAUUACCUACCUGACAAGAAAGAGUGGGCCAAUCCGGAGGCUUCGCCGUUGUUGUAUGGGAACGAGGACGGUCACUGGAAGAUGUUGCCGUCUGCUGUUGUUAUAGUGGGCGAGUUGGAUGUGUUGAGAGGCGAAGGGGAAGCAUAUGCGGCCAAAUUGGAGGAGAACGGUGUCAAGGCAGAGCUGCAUGUGAUGCAGGGUAUGCCCCAUCCUUUUUUGGCUAUGGAUGCUGUGUUGCAGGCUGGAAAAGAUGCUAUUACGCUGAUGGUUGACGCUGUCAAGAGCACGGCUUGA